This is a messenger RNA of Fusarium venenatum, 693 nucleotides long. Its product is annotated as cutinase. The record is from RefSeq and is a predicted model, not a curated record. Lineage: Eukaryota; Fungi; Ascomycota; Sordariomycetes; Hypocreales; Nectriaceae. Gene Ontology annotation, molecular function: hydrolase activity.
AUGAUCGCUUUCACUCUUCUCCUGAGCUUUCUCGUGGCUUUCGUCGCCGCCAAAGCCACCACAUGCGCCAAAGGAGCCCAUGUCAUCGUGGCUCGGGGUAGUCUUGAACCUCAAGGCCCUGGAGCCAUGGGUGAACUGGCCGACAAGGUCCUCAAGCUUGUCCCCGGAUCUGACAUGGAAUCGCUUGUGUAUCCUGCCCUGUAUAAUGAGUACCUCGAUUCUCAGCCCGCCGGUGUUCGCGCCUUGACUUCUGUCAUCCACAACUAUGUGAAGACCUGCCCCAAGACUCCACUGGUUCUCAUGGGAUACUCUCAAGGCGCUCAUGUCAUCAUGGACACCAUCUGUGGUGCAAGCUCUACCGGAUUCCCUGCCACUUUGCCUCAACCUUCCUACAUCACCGACAAGAUCUCUUCUGUUAUCCUCUUGGGUGACCCCAGUCUCACAGAAGGUCAAACCUUCCAUGUCGGAACCAGCGUUGGCAGCGGAAUGUUCCCUCGUAACCUCCCGGCCGGCUGCGACAGCAUCGCCAACAAGGCAGUUUCCAUCUGCGACAAGGGCGACCCCUUCUGCGAAGCUGGUGGCAAAAAUCUCGACGUCCACUUGGGAUACAUUCCCGUCUGGGGAGACUAUGUAGUCAAGGAGGCUGUCAAAUUUGUAAAGGCGGUCGUCAAAAAGCACAAGGCUUGUACGUGA